Messenger RNA from Conger conger (European conger), 1321 nucleotides. It is a transcript of the gene taf11, whose product is annotated as TAF11 RNA polymerase II, TATA box binding protein (TBP)-associated factor. Gene Ontology annotation, biological process: transcription initiation at RNA polymerase II promoter; RNA polymerase II preinitiation complex assembly. The record is from RefSeq and is a predicted model, not a curated record. The transcript is spliced from 6 exons. Bases 155 to 775 code for a protein of 206 amino acids. Gene Ontology annotation, molecular function: transcription coactivator activity; protein heterodimerization activity. NCBI's taxonomy places the organism in Eukaryota, Metazoa, Chordata, Actinopteri, Anguilliformes, Congridae. Gene Ontology annotation, cellular component: transcription factor TFIID complex; nucleus.
GCAAACCUUUGUUUGGCAGGACGUGACGUAUAGUUUGCCGGAAGAGGAACCACUCAGUGAAGUUGUUGUGCCAGUUGCUGGUGGUUUAAUGAAGCCUAAUGAAGCCAUUGAUUCAGUAGCUAUUUAAUAAGGUGAUAAAGGCGACCUGAGAGCAAUGGCAGACCCGGCUCAGGUGAAGAAGGAAGUGGGUUCGGAGUCGGUGUUGAACCCGGAGCAACACCCGAGUACGGAGGAUGAUGCUCCUGUGGCCGAGAGCACAGCGGCAACAGAGUCCGCUUCUCUACUCUCCCAAGAGAAAGAGGGCGAUAAAACGGAGAUGUUCAAGGACUCCGUGGCGGGGGAUGAGGGAGAGGGUUCCUCGGGUUUUAACCAAACUCCAGCCAAAAAAAUGAAAGUGGAGCCGGAGAAGAAAAAGGAGAAACGGCAGAAGGUUGACGAGGACGAGAUUCAGAAGAUGCAGGUUCUGGUAUCGUCUUUCUCUGAAGAGCAGCUGAACCGCUACGAGAUGUACAGACGUUCUGCUUUCCCGAAGGCAGCUAUCAAACGUCUGAUUCAGUCCAUCACCGGAUCUUCAGUCUCGCAAAACGUGGUCAUCGCAAUGUCUGGAAUCUCAAAGGUCUUUGUUGGGGAGGUGGUUGAGGAAGCUCUGGACGUCUGUGAAAAAUGGGGUGAGACCCCACCCCUGCAGCCGAAACACAUGAGGGAGGCGGUGAGGAGACUGAAGAGCAGGGACCAGAUCCCAAACACCAAGCACAAGACCAUCCUUUUCCACUGAGUGCAGUCCAAGGAUGAACCCAAGAGGAACCUUCUGGAUUUAAUGGGGGCUUGUCUGGCAAUGGCAGUCCGUGAAAUGUUGAGAAGACCUGAUCUUGGCAACGCAGAUUUGUCAUCACACUGCUCUCUGCAGUCUAGAUACCCCAAUGUAACAUUGUGGACGAGUGCUUGUUUGUCAACGGAGGGGAAAAAAGCAAGCCCUAAUUAUUUAUGGACCACAAGAGCCACCUUGGUGAAGGCAUACAUUUACAGACAGUCGUGGGGUUAUGGAAUUGCCAAAUUGCAAAACGGCACAGGGAUAUUAGUAUUCUGUAGAAUUGUACUUUCCUUUUUGUAUGCUACGUAAAUGGGACUUCACAUGUUUCCAUAAGAAAAGGUGUACUGAUAUCAAUGUUUUAGUACUGUAAUAUUCGUCAUGAAGCAUCAGAGUGACAAGCCAGUUUUCUACCUUUGUUUUUUAAUCAGUUCCUCACAUAACAUGGUUGUGUGUGACUGUUUUUGUAUGAUUUUACCACUAAAAUGUCAUUAAAGUUUUUGUUUGAAUUGA